Molecule: messenger RNA, 309 nt
Organism: Thlaspi arvense
Lineage: Eukaryota; Viridiplantae; Streptophyta; Magnoliopsida; Brassicales; Brassicaceae
Source: the annotation of a GenBank genome assembly
AUGGUGAGGGCUCGGUUCUGCAGUCAGACUGGUUUGAAGAAAGGCACUUGGAGCCCUGACGAAGAUCAGAAGUUGAUAAACUACAUCAAGAGACAUGGCAUUUGGAACUGGAGUGAGAUGCCCAAGUUUGCAGAUCUGAGGAGGUCCGGGAAGAGUUGCAGGCUUCGAUGGGUGAAUUAUCUUAAGCCGAAUAUCAAGCGGGGGAACUUCACUAGAGAUGAAGAAGAAACCAUACUGAAAAUGCAUGAAAAGCUUGGAAAUAAAUGGUCUGCAAUUGCAGCGGUUUCUCCCAGGGAGAACAGACAAUGA